Ceratina calcarata is the source of this 1403-nucleotide messenger RNA. RefSeq names its product ras-related and estrogen-regulated growth inhibitor. Gene Ontology annotation, molecular function: GTP binding; GTPase activity. The record is from RefSeq and is a predicted model, not a curated record. NCBI's taxonomy places the organism in Eukaryota, Metazoa, Arthropoda, Insecta, Hymenoptera, Apidae. Bases 66 to 797 code for a protein of 243 amino acids. The transcript is spliced from 4 exons.
UGGGGUAAAAGAGAGGGUUCAUAAUCGGUGGGACACCGCGGAGGGAAAACAGUGGCCGUUAAGUCAUGGAGAGGUUCAGUCCGCCGGCAGCGUCGUUGAAGAAAAGAAUCAGCCCUCCGAUCGCUUGGAAUCUUGGCCUCACCAGCAAGGAUCCAAGGAUCGUUAAAGUGAUCCUGUUGGGCCAUCAGGGUGUCGGCAAAACUGCUCUGGCUGUGCGAUUUGCGACGAAACGAUACAUAGGCGAGUACGAGAGCUCCACCGAAAGGAUUUACAAAGUGGACAACUUCCUGGACGCGACUUGGGAGAUAACCGAUCCCCCAGGGUAUUUACCACCACCGACUGAACUGAAAUUACGAUGGGCAGACGUGAUCAUUCUCAUUUAUUCAGUCUCGGACCGCGUCAGUUUCGACGAAACGUCUCGUCUUCGAUUUCUAGUAUCGCACGCAAGGAAAGCUAGGAAGGUGCCACCUGUAGUGGUGCUGAUAGCGAAUAAGUCCGACCUGACUUACAUCCCCGGCGAGAGGGUCGUUUCCACGGCCGAGGGGCAUCAAAGGGCCGAGGAAAUAGAGGCUCACGCGUUUCACGAGAUCUCCGUCAGGGAAUCCGUCGAACAGGUCAUGGCCGUUUUCACCGACAUCUUCAAACUGUUGACGGAAUUGCCGGGCAAUUCUGGCCAGCAAGGAAGUUCGUUCAGGGUGAGGGCAUCCACCGACGGGACCCUGAACGUCCUCCGGCGCCCUUCGCCAGUCCCCCUCAAGAGGAGAUUCAGCAUUUCCGUUCGUGGAACGCUUCAUUGAGAUUGAAUUCUUUAGAAUUUCUACUGUAAAACGCCGAUUACUAUUGUUCGUGUUUCUCGAAAUAUUAAAUCGUUCGUCCUCAGUUUUUAUUACAGCUAGUCUGCGGAUUUUUAUGCAAAAUUAAACAUUCAUGUUCUCAAUUUCAAAAAUGAGAUUUAGAAUUCUGUUACCCUUUAAAAAUAUUGAUGUGCGUACAUUUUAUGUUCCUCUUUUGCAUACUGCAUGCAUUUUUUAUAUAUUGAACAUAUAUUUUAUAUAUGCAUAAAAUCCGCAGUCUAGUUAAAGCGUUCUGAUUUUAAGAACUAUUAAUUUAUUAUUUUAAUACUUGUAAAAUUCUACAAUAUGAUGUUUUAUGUUGUUACCAUCGACGAAAGAGAAAUUUUUUAUUGACCAUGUAUAGAAUAGGAAAAACGUGCUUUGGAGGAGCUUCUGUCUCCCUCCCUCUCUCUCACAUACAAGUAGAAAAAAGACACCCUUUUAUAUAUUUUCUUUUUCUCAAUCCUCUAAUCUCAAGUCUCCUAUUUGGGUACUCGAUCUAUUCUCAUAUGUAGACUGCGGAUUUUUAUGCUAAAUAAAAAAGUUUGUUAUAUAAAUUUAAAAAACGAA